GCGGCGCCACACCGCCCCCGAGUCCUGCAGGCCCGGGAAGGCGCAGCAUUGCGGCGUGCUGAGCUCCGACCCCGGCGGGCGCCAUGAGAGCAGACUCGUGGCCUCCGCUGGGGGACGGCCACCCGCGUCCUCCACGAGCUCUUCCACCUGUGCCACGUGGUGCUAUUCAAGAUGAUAUUCCACUUAGUCGUCCUAAGAAAAAGAAGUCCAGAACAAAAACCACACUGGAGAAUGCUUUGGAAGGGUCUGCAGAGCCUGUUGUUCACAGGCCAUCUGAGGGCAGUGAGACACCAACUGAAGAAUCCAAAGAGCAUGCAGAGGCUCCCAUGCAAAGGAGACAGAAAAAGGCAAGGCCGCCUCCAGAAUUGGAAACUUCCUUUACACAAAAGAAGACAUCUAGCCCAUCUUUACGAAAUGAAAAUGGUGUUGAUGUGGAGCCAGCUGAGGAAGCAGUUAUUCAAAAGCCUCGAAGGAAGACCAAGAAAACCCAGCCAGUUGAGUUACAGUAUGUCAAUGAGCUUGGAGUAGAAGAUGAAGACAUAAUUACUGAUGAGCAAAGCACUCCAGAACAACUGUCUAGAUUCACUGCACCCACUGGAAUUAGCCAGCCUGUAGGCAAAGUAUUUGUGGAAAAAAGCCGACGGUUUCAGGCUGCUGAUCGUUCACAGUUGGUAAAGACCACAGAAAACAUCACUGUGUCAAUGGACACGAAGCCUUCCUGGACCACCAGAGAUGUGGCAUUCUCAGUGCACCGAGCUUUCAGGAUGAUUGGCCUCUUUUCUCAUGGCUUCUUGGCUGGCUGUGCUGUGUGGAAUACUGUUGUGAUCUAUGUUCUAGCAGGAGGAGAUCAGCUGUCUGACCUACCCAACCUUUUGGAGCAAUACAAGACUUUUGCAUAUCCGUUCCAGAGUGUUCUCUACUUGCUUUUGUCUCUAAGUACAGUUUCAGUUUUUGACAGGAUUGACUUUGCUAAAACAUCAAUGGCAAUCCGAAAGUUUUUGGCCUUGGAUCCAACAGCUCUAGCAUCUUUCUUGUACUUUACUGCUCUUACACUGUCUCUGAGUCAACAAACAACAAGUGACAGAAUCCACCUUUACACAUCCCCUUCUGCUAACGGCAGCCUCUGGAAACCAGGAAAGGAGGAACAGAUUCUUCAGCCAUGGAUUGUGGUGAAUCUGGUGGUGGCCCUUCUGGUUGGAUUAUCUUGGCUUUUCUUGUCUUACAGGCCAAGCAUGGAUCUUAGUGAAGAGUUCUUAUUCUCUGACGUGGAAGAAUAUCCUGAAAAAGAUAAAGGAAUCAAAGCCCUUACAUAAUAUCAGCUCACCUUCAGAGGAAUGUUCCCAGUUUAGUUUCUCAAUGUAUUUUUAUAAGAUAUGUAAAUAUGUAUUUGUAGAUGACUUUUAAAUUAUAUAAUACUGAAAAGUUUUUCAAAAUUGUGGAAAUGUUUAAAUUGUUUCAUUUAUGCUCACAUAUUAGUUUCUUUAGCAUAAACUUAAUGAUAAAUGAAUUAAAAGCAGGUGAAAAUAUUUUAUUUCCUGUUCUCCUCAACUAGCUGUACUUACAAUCAUUUAAAAAAUCUUUAUUCAGAAAAAGCUAUAACUUUAGCAUUACAAAGUGCAUAUCAAGGGCUGGGAAGGUAGCUCAGUGGUAGAGUGCUUCCCUUGCAUGCAUGAGGCCCUG
Molecule: messenger RNA, 1680 nt
Organism: Dipodomys ordii (Ord's kangaroo rat)
Lineage: Eukaryota; Metazoa; Chordata; Mammalia; Rodentia; Heteromyidae
Gene: Tmem237
Product: transmembrane protein 237
Exons: 13
Coding region: 84-1313 (409 amino acids)
Biological process (GO): cilium assembly
Cellular component (GO): ciliary transition zone
Source: RefSeq, a predicted model, not a curated record